AUGAAUGUGCAGAAGAAUGUGAGACUGACACUAGCCACUGCUUGUCGUCUGCAGGGUGGAUCUGAUGAGAGUCUGACAGCAGAGGAGCAGAUGUACAUUCUGUAUGACAUUAAACUCCAAUGCCACCAGAACCUCUCCACCCGCGACCCUGCAGAUGACCUUUGCCCCCCUGGUUGGGACGGCCUGGUUUGCUGGCCUCAGGGUUACCCAGGAGCUGUCACCAAGGUCCCCUGCCCCAGCUAUGUCUACGACUUCAACCACAAAGGUCACACCUACAGGAAGUGUGACAUCAAUGGGUCGUGGGUGUUUGUGGAGAGCCUGAACAGGACGUGGCCUAACUACUCAGAGUGUCUGGGCCCUGGGUUUAUGAAGCCAAGCAACGAGAGAGGGAAACAGAACUUCUUUGAGCGGCUGUAUGUCAUGUACACUGUGGGCUAUGCUGUGUCCUUCAGCUCUCUACUAGUGGCUAUCUUCAUCAUUGGAUACUUCAGGCGUCUCCACUGUACCAGGAAUUAUAUCCACAUCCACCUGUUUGUCUCCUUCAUGCUCCGAGCCAUCAGCAUCUUCAUCAAGGACCGGGUGGUGUACGCCAGCGCCGGCCUGCAGGAGUUUGAUGCGGUGCUCAUGGACAACUUCAAGACUGUGGCCAUGGCACCACUGGACAACUCUCAAUAUAUUGGUUGUAAAGUGACAGUGCUGCUGUUCAUUUAUUUCUUGGCGACUAACUACUACUGGAUCCUAGUGGAGGGCCUGUACCUCCAUAGUCUCAUCUUCAUGGCCUUCCUCUCUGACACAAAGUACCUGUGGGGUUUCACCCUCAUCGGAUGGGGGGUUCCAGCUCUGUUCGUGGCAACAUGGGCAGUUGUCCGGGCAACACUGGCAGAUGGAAGGUGCUGGGAGUUAAGUGCUGGGAACAUUAAGUGGAUAUACCAGGUUCCCAUUCUGACAGCCAUCGGACUCAACUUUAUCCUUUUUGUGAACAUUGUGCGAGUGCUGGCGACAAAGAUCAGGGAGACCAAUGCAGGGAGAUACGACACAAGAAAGCAGUACAGGAAGCUAGCUAAGUCCACCCUAGUGCUGGUGCUGGUGUUUGGGGUCCACUACAUUGUGUUUGUGGGGAUGCCUCACACCUUCCAGGGCCUCAGCUGGGAGGUCAGGAUGUACUUCGAGCUCUUCUUCAACUCCUUCCAGGGGUUCUUUGUAUCCAUCAUCUACUGCUACUGCAAUGGAGAGGUCCAGGCAGAGAUCAAAAAGACGUGGACACGUUGGAACCUGGCGUUUGACUGGAAAGGUCCGGUGGUGUGUGGCAGGUACCGCUACGGCUCGGUGCUCACAGUGCUCAACAACAGCACCAUCAGCCAGUCCCAGCUGGCCGGGAUUGGCCCUGCCACCCGAUCCACCACCCUCUUCUCCAGCCGGGUCUACCGGAGCAACGGACCCCCUACACUCAGCACCCAUGCCACCCUGCCUGGCUACGUCAUUAGUAACUCAGACCCAGACAGCCUCCACCCCUCCAUCCCUGAGGAACCAGAGGAGGACAGUGCCAAGCAGGUGGAUGACAUCUCUCUGAAGGAGACGCUGCCUGUUCUCAACAGUAGCAUGACCGCAGAUGAUGAUGAGGAGACGCUGUAGACAAGGGGAGAUACGGGAGGAUUUCCUGAAUCUUUAUAAUAUAUAUCUUGGCUGGGAAAAACACCAGGCCUUUGGGAUAGGGACCAAAGACUCCUGGCCCUAGACUUGGAACCGCAUGUACAUUCAUAGAGAUACAAAUGUAGUAGUGCUGUGCAGGUUGACUCAUAACCAGCAG
Messenger RNA from Oncorhynchus masou masou (cherry salmon), 1807 nucleotides. RefSeq names its product parathyroid hormone 2 receptor-like. The coding region runs from base 1 to 1632 and encodes 543 amino acids. Gene Ontology annotation, molecular function: G protein-coupled peptide receptor activity; parathyroid hormone receptor activity; peptide hormone binding. NCBI's taxonomy places the organism in Eukaryota, Metazoa, Chordata, Actinopteri, Salmoniformes, Salmonidae. Gene Ontology annotation, cellular component: plasma membrane. The record is from RefSeq and is a predicted model, not a curated record. Gene Ontology annotation, biological process: cell surface receptor signaling pathway; adenylate cyclase-modulating G protein-coupled receptor signaling pathway. The transcript is spliced from 13 exons.